CAACACACGUGUUUUGCAUUGAUGUUUUGCAUUUUGCAAAAGCAAAACAAAUUUAAAAUUUAAAGUGUUUUUACUGUAAAAGAUUUUUAUAAGAGGUUAAACCGAACCAUUAAUUCAUGCUUAAUCUUGUGCAUAUUGCUUCUUGGAUAAGUGAAAUAUUUACCACAAAUUCGCAAGAAGACGGCAAAGCUGUAGGUAUGUAUGAAAGUUUUAAUUUGAAAAAUAUGAACAUAUAUAAGUUACAUAAAAAACAUGCAGUUUCAGUUUGUUACAGUUGAUGAAUUUACUUUAUACAAUAAUCUGUGUAGAAUUGUUUUAUUACUGAUAUAUAAGCAUUGUGUCGCGUAAUUUUAUGUGCAGAUGGUUAUAUUUACAUUGUAAACUGAAAGCCUUUGAAAUGUGAAAAUCUUGGUGCAGGAAAAAGCACAUAAAUGCACCCCUAUUUAAUAGUAGUUAUAGUACUGUUGAACCUGUAUUAAGCAGUCACCUACUCACCUUCGGGGAUAUCCAUAGGCGUACGGGGAAGGGGGGCAGCUGCCCCCCAGUCAAAAUGAACUCGGGCAAAUUAUAGAUGUAAGUCAGGCAAAUAUUGGGGGGAAAACUUUAAAAAGAAGACAUAUGAAAUAUAGUAGAAGUAGUAGUACAACAAUUUUGGAAAGUUUUCGCGGAAAUUUUCUUUUCAGUAAGUCGGGCACAAUGGGGAAAAGUCCCCCUAAUUUUUUCCCUCCUGUAUGCCCAUGGCUAGAUAUCACAAAUAACUGCCUAAUACAGGGUAAUAUUUGACUGUAAUAUGUAACUCAUUUUUCAUUAUCCCCCAUAAAUUAUAUAGAUGAAAGCGAAUUCCACAUAGCUGAAAGCGCAAACUUUGAACAUGUGCCGACAACUAACAUGGUUGAUUCAAUGUAUGAAUCUCCACAUGACAGUCACAAACCUUCUGUCAGCAAUGACCUUAUGCUCGACUGUUUACGUAUAUCAGAUUCCGAGGACUGGGAUACAGAAAUUGAUUCCAUGUCAUCGACAGCAACAUACUCGUCUGAACCCCUAUGUGAAUAUAAUAUGGUAACUCAUACUCAAAUUACUGGAUCAACCGUAAACACAGCACAUUCUGAGAUAAAACAAAAUGUUAACGUACAUCGUGGAUUUUCUUCUCAGAACAGCCCAAGUUCUCCCCAAAAACAGUAUUUUGACGAUGAAAUUUUUGCAAAAGCAUUACCCCAAAGGAAGUCUGAACUGCAAUUGAAUGAAGGAAACUACAUCUCUGAUCAAAAUAGCCGUCAAUAUAAACAAAGAGAGGUGGGUUAUAAUUCAGCUCAAGUUAAAUCUAAGCACCACUCACAGCAUGGUAAACAAAGCUACGACCCUGUCAGUAACCCUAACACAAGUCUGAGCCAUCACUUUCCUAGUGAUGAGCAAGAUUGUGCAGAUGGAUACAUUUGGAGUGAAACUAGUUCUAAAAGUGAUGAAAGUACAAUUCAACCUAAUAUUGUGAAAGACAUUUUAACCAAUUUCCAGGAUUCAAUUCCACACGACAUUUCAAGUGAACCGUCGAUGCCGAAUUCUGACCAAGCGUUUGAUUAUGAAAAUAUGUUUCAGUGGGAUUAUAUGGAAAGACUUACCCAUCUUGAAGCUGUAUUUACACAAGAGGACAAACCGACAUUUUUGGAUAAGCUUAAACAGACAUUAAAUUGCACGCCUCCAUAUUCGUUUCUGCUGUAUCUUGUUGAGAACCAUUACGCAAACAUGCUUGAAGGAAAGAAGUCGUUAGCUCAUGUCGCUUUAACACAGUUCGAUAAGUGGCGAAGCGAGGGAUUGUUUGCCGAGGUGGCUCCUACUGAAAUGGAGAAAGAUCGUGCCCUAUGGAUUGUCACGACUCGCAAGCUCUAUUUGUUUGAUUUGUGCAAUAAAAUUUUCGAUCUUGACAGCAAGGGAAAUGAAUAUCUUCAACGACAUAUUUAUUAUCUUUUGCAGAGUAAAAAACGUUAUAAAGAGGUCAGUUAUCAGUUAUAAAGUUUUUAUUUACGAUGGAUUCUCUAUUAAGCCUCCCUCUUUUGUAAUAUUGUGAAGUCAUCUGCAAUUAUUUCAUAAUUUAUAGGCCGUCACUAUUGCUUGCAAACUCAAUUUACAGCCUUGCUUUCAGCCAAUGGAGGUGCGGUACAGAUUUAAAUAGUUUCAUCAAUUUGGAUUUUGCAAUGACUAAUGUUACAGUAUUUUGCAUGACUAACGUUUCAUUUAUUAUUGCUUUAAAGAUAUUGUUCCCACUUGUGAUAUUAAACAAGGUUCAACUUGCUGAAAGGUAAUUAAUUGCAUGUUUGUCUAAUGAUCAAUCUGUCACUCAGUCAAUUAAUCUGUUUACCAAUUAAUGAAUUGAUCAAUCAAUGAAGAUCUAAGUAUAUCCUAUAGGUAUGUUUAUUAAUCAGCCUGUCAAUCAAUUGAUCAGCAAGUCAAUUGCUCUUUCAAUCUCUUCCAAUCAAAUAAUCAUUUAAUUAUCCAAUGAAUCUAUCAAUAAGUUUAUAAUCAGUCAACCACGUAAUCAAUUAGUUAAUCAUUUAGUCAAUAGACUAACUUAGUUAAGCAACCAAUACAUGCAGAUUAGUCAAUUAAUCAGUCAGACUGUCAUUCUACCUGUAUCAAUCCAAUCAAUAGUUCAAUCAAUCAUCCAAACAGUCAUUCAAUUAAUCAAAUCAAUAAUUCAAUCAAUCAAAUCAAUAAUUCAAUCAAUCAUUAAUUCAAUCAACCAGCAGAAGGUUAAUCAAUAAGAGUGUUCAGUGAUCAGUCAAUUAGUACUGUAUUUCAAUGAAUAAAUCCGUCUAAAUCAAUGACUAUAUACAAAUCUACUCGAACUAGCUAUAUAGCCAACUGUCCUUGGCAGCAACGAGCCUUCGUUAGUAUGUUGGACAAAUUGUGCGUCAUGUCAGAUGAACAGCUUGAUGAACUAACAAGGUAUGCCUGACACAGUGACACUUUUGUAUUUUUUAUCUACAAUGUAAUUUUAAAGCGUUUGUUCUUGUUGUAACAUACACCUGUCACUUCAGUCGCAAUUGUGAAAAGAAUGUUUCAUUCUAACAAACAGUGAAAGUUUUUGACAAGCAUGGAAAAUAGUUUAGGCCUGAUAGAGAUAUCCACUAUAAAUAAAAUUUUGGAGAGAGUUACUUAGACAUCAGAGUUAUCCAAAAAAAUUAAGUUAGUUUAGUUUUAGUUAAGUAGACAUUUGACAUUCCACUGUACAUUGAUCAUUUGCAUUCUGUAGUGAAAUUAUUCCAGCCAAACCUUCCAGUAACAAGGUAACUCAAGCUUCUUUAACAAAAUUAGGAGAGAGAAUUGUCAAGAAAUUCAACCUUAAUCCAGGUACAGCAGUCACGAAGCAACAUCUCUAAUAAUAUCUGGUCUGAGUCCAGUGAAAAAUAUUAUAUAAUUAUCUAGUUCCAACGAAUUCUGCUUUUUACAAGUUCAUGCGAAAGUGUUGAGAUUGUACUUGUACAUUUCACACCACAGAAACAGAAUUUGUCACCAGUUAACUCUCAACUGGUUUAGUUUCUUGAACUGCAAUACUGAAAUACAUGCUAAAGCCUGUUUUCCACGUCGCCUCUACAGUACCGAAACGUACUGGUGAACAUGUGCAGGUUGAAAAUGGGUUGAAAAAUUCACAUAAUACUUUGGCGUACUACGGAAGUAUUAACCAAUGGACCAAUCCCCAAUUAACCAAAAUUUUGAUCUCAACAAGUCUAGACAAAAAUUUCAUCACAGCUUGAAAGAGCAUCACAAAAUUAGUAAUAUUCCAAAGUUUCGUUGCAAAAUGUUGUAAAAUGCGGAUAAUAUAGGCUUAUAGCCUUGCGAAGUUUGCAAUUUUCAGUCAUUUUAGACACAAACGGGAAAUGGUUACCACUUCUGUGCGUAAUACAAAAUGACUGAAAAUUACAAACUUUGCAAGGCUAUAUUAUCCGCAUUUUACAACAUUUUGUAACGAAACUUUGGAAUAUUACUUUGAAAUUUUUGUUUAGGCUAGUUAAGAUUAAAAUUUUGGUUAAUUGGGGAAUGGUCCAUUGACAUUCACUAAAAUUUUUAAUUUUUUAUACGUUUCGGUACGGUACGCUUAAAGUGGAAAACGAUCUUAACUGAGGGUGUAGCUGGUUGGUUUUGGUAGCGUAAAUUGGUCUUUUAUUCUGUGUACGUUCAAUUUACAGAUGAUUUCCCGGAAUUAUUUAAAGCAAAGAACGUGAAAGGUUUAUCGUAUCUACUUCAUCAGCGACAGAAAGACGUAUGUGUGUAAUAAGUUUUAUGUGACAUAAAUAUAUCUAGUUGAUGUUGUGUCAUUUGAGGGUGAAAAAAUAUGAGCUGUGAAAAGCGAGUACAUUUGUUCCAGUAUAGUGUGAUAUGAUUUUCUAAUUUUACCUCACGUGUGACGUGACCAAGCUGCUUAAGACUUGCUACGCGACAAUACUUUUAUUUUACAACUACACAGGGCAGGAAAAAGAGUUUUCUUCCCGGGAGCACAACCUGGAGACACAAAUUUCCUGCAGACCAACGGAGUGUUUUUGUGCUAAAUCUGCAUAUGCAUAAACAUAUAGUGUUCUUGCUGACCAUGGUUUUAAGUUCAAGGAAUAAUGUCUGUCAACCAUAUGUUGUUGCGUCCAUAGUGGGACAUGGGUGUUAAGGUUUCCUUCAAAUUUUCAAUAGCAAAUCGUCAUUCAAACGAAUUUCCUGCAGCUGUUUAACAUUUCCUGCGAGCAGUGCUCGCGUGCUCGCCUAUUUUUUCCACCCCUGCAACUACAAUUAACUUUAUAGAAAGGAAGAUCAAGUAAAAAGUGGGAUGACUUGAUUGAGGUGAAGUAUAAUUUUAGUUUUACAGUUGUGGUACGUUUAAUAAUGAACUCUCCCUUAAAGCCAUGUUACAUGAACUGUAAUUUUUGACCAGAGCAGGAAAAAAGAAUUCUCUUCCCGGGAGCACAACGUGGAGACAAAAUUUCCUGCAGACCAACGGAGUAUUUUUGUGCUAAAUCUGCAUGUGCAUAAACAUAUAGUGUUUUAGCUGACCAUGGUUUUAAAUUCAAGGAAUAAUAUCUGUCAACCAUAUGUUGUUGCGCCCAUAGUGGUACAUGGGUAUUAAGGUUUCCUUCAAAUUUUCACUGGCGAACAUUGUACGCCACUGAGCACGGUCCAUGGUUUAUUCUGUCGACAUUUUUCAUAAUAUUUUUUAUCAUAAUAUUUUCAUUUUUCUUGAUUGUAAUUGUGAUCAUGGUGGUGCUGAUGAUGGUGGUGCUGAUGGUAGUUGUGGUCAUGCUGGUGGUGAGGAUGAUGGUAUUGAUGAUGGUAAUAAUUGUUGUGAUAAGGGUGGUGGUGGGAUGAUGGAAGUUUUGCUUGUAUGGCAGUAAAAAGGAUAAUGAUGAUUGUAGUACAGUUGAAUUGAGUCUAUGGCACUUUAUUUCACUCGUAGCGUUGUGUGGGCAACAGUACUGUACUACAACAAAGCCUUGUUGAUUUACUUACUGAGUUCGGAGACAAAGAAGAGGCCAAGAGAUGGGAAAGAUUUUAUCUACUUUCUUCAGAGAGAGAUCAGGAAUUGUCAAAACCAAAGUGAGUAUUAAGGGCAGAUGUUGGUCAGUAUGGUUAAUUCUCGAAUCUAGGCUGAAAAAAUUCAACAAUGAAUGAAAUUGAAUGAAUGAAACUUUACACACGUAAAAACGCACAAGUUGUAACAAACCUGCAGCCGACUUGUAGCAAUGCUGUUCCAACUUGUUAACAAGAUGUGUUCGCACUGCUUGUUCCCAGCUUGUUGACAAGUGGUCAACGGUUUGUUGACAACUUGCUACAAGGUUGUUGAGCUCAACAGACCUGUUACAAGCAAGGGUGGGUUGACUACAAAAUUUUUGUAGUUCGCUAUAAUUACAGCUACUUCAAAAAUAUGUAGUCAGCUACAACUACUGCUACUUUUGAACAAAAGUAGUUCGCUACUGACUACAGCUACUGCUUAAAAAAUGUAGCGAACUAUUUCGCUAUUUCGCUACUCUAUAUUUUUUAGUUUUACGGUAUUUGGGCUCAGGCUGUAAUUUAACCUAUAACAAGUCGACUUACGAGUAGCAACAGUAAACAAAAGGGUCAAACCAACAUUUUUGUAAGCACUAUAUACAGUGUUCAGGAGUGCCACUUUUCAAUGCGCUAAAAUAAUCUUUACUGUAUAAAAUAAUCUUUUAAGCAAACCGUGUCUUAAUAUCAUUAUAUUCUAUGAACGGUUGCUAACAAUUUUAAAAAGUAGCGAAUAGCGAUUCGCUGUUUGAAAAGUAGUCAACUACUUGGCUACUUUUAGGCAAAAUGUAGUUCGCUAUAACUACAACUACUGUUUUAAAAAAGUAGUCAAAAACUACUGGCUACUUGAAAAUUGUAGUUCGCUACAGUAGCGAACUAUACAACUACUUCGCUACUACCCACCCUUGUUUACAAGUUGUUCCAACAACUUGUUAUCGCAACAAGGUUGUUACAAGAUGUUACAACAGCUUGUUCCAAACUUGUUGACAACUUGGGACAAGCAGUGCGAACACAACUUGUUGACGGCUUGUUGACAGACUUGCCACAAGAUGUGAGAUUUUUACGCGUGUAGAGGUCUAAUCUCCUCGUGUACUUUAGAUACCAACUACGGCAGCUUAAUUCAUAUAUUAUUCCCUUUCUCAGCGACGAGUCAAAUGAAGAAGAUUGGGAAAACGAAAUAAAAGAAAACGAAACGGUGUUUUCAGAUUAUGCUGGAAGAAAACAAGAUCACAAAAAAUCUGUCUUCCCUGAGAAACCUUUGGAAGAACGAUAUCGUACAAGCGUGAAAUAUCUUACCCUUCAAAUACCGAUGCAAAAUAUAUAUUUUGUGGACGAUACAGAAUCAUUGCGUUCGUGCCAGAGAGCUUUAUCUAAGGUAUGAGCUAAAAAAAUCGACAAAAAGUUAUACAACAUACUGUAUGGGAAAAUACAGAUUCGACAAACAGAAAAAGAGGAGAAUGGAACAGAUUGUUAAUGUUUUUUUUAAACUUUAGCAUGGAGUGACAAUAGGAUUUGAUGCUGAAUGGAAACCACAGAUGUGUCAGGCUGGCUUGGCACAGAGGUACUGCAUUGUGCCCUAUCAUUUCUAAACUGUUCGCUCAAGAAUCCAGUAAUACUCGUCAUCCCCUAUUGAUCCAAUAUUACUAGAAGGAAGAAGCCUAAACUAAACUAACUUUAUUUACGCUGGAUAGCUCUAUCAGUCCUAAACUGUUCUACCUGGAGGUCCAGUAAGGAUCAUCUCUUAUUGAUCCAGUGUUACUACAGGAGGAAACCUAAACUAAACUAACUUUAUUUAUACUGGAUAGUUCUACCAGUUCUAAACUGUUCCUCCUAGAGGUCCAGUAAGGAUUAUCUCUUAUUGAUCCAGUGUUACUACAGGAGGAAACCUAAACUAAACUAACUUUAUUUACGCUGGAUAGCUCUAUCAGUUCUAAAUUGUUCUCCCUAGAUGUUCUGGUAGGGUUUUUAAAGUACCAACCUUCGUCUUCAUUUAAUCUCAUUUUCCGAUGUGCCUUAUGUGUUUCAGAUUGUCCAUCGUUCAAUUGUCACUUCGAGACCGAGUUUUUAUUUUGGACAUUAUCGCCCUGGCUGAACAAGUACCAGAGGGUUUGAUUUUGGCGUUUGGAAACGCUGUUUUUGCCAACGAAAACGUUCUGAAACUAGGUGAGCAAGUGCGAUUACUGUUUCACAAACAUUGUUUUACGAUUAUGAUUAGCAUUUCUAUAGCGCAUAUUUACGUGUGGGUAUGAUCAAAUGUGCUUUACAUCAACUAUUAUACGCUUACCUAGUUGGGGCUUCGGUGGCGAAGUGCCUAGCGCACUUGCCUUUCACUUCUAAGGCCGCUGGUUCAAGCCUCAGUGAGAACUUCUCAAUGUGACUUGAACCCAGUCCUCAUGUGAAAAGAGUAAAAGUCGACGCUCUGUCGUAAGUCGUGGGUUUUCUCCCACAGGGAAAGUUGACACGGUAGGUUAGGCACUUGGGUCAGGGAGCAGAUCAUUAAUGAGGUAUGGACUAAUAGCGGCUGCUUAAAGCGCCAUUUGUACGUUCACAGUCUACCUCGGUUUGCUUCACGCCAGUUCCGGUUCUAGUGUAACCAGUCACUGAAAAACCCUGAUAGGGAGUGUGCUGUGUAAUAUAUGUAUCUGUAUCUACAUACUUAGCCUAUAUAGACAACUUUCUUAACUGUGUUUAUCCUAACCCACCCUGUCAACUUUCCCUGUGGGAGGAAACCGGAGCAACCCGAAUUUCGGCGGGGCGUUGACCGACUCUUUUCACAUGAGUCCGUUCGAACCCAACUGCUCUGAAGACUGCGUCACGAAAAUUUUGUUUUCUCUAUACGAUGUUGUCUCCCUGGAGUUACUUUUCACAAAUAAUAUUGAUUUAAUUUAUUGCGUUGUAGGAUAUGGUGUUGAAUCUGAUUUCAAAGCUCUGAUUACCACCUUGCCAAUCCUUGAAAGGUCCAUCAAAAAGAUGAAACGUUUUGUAGACUUGUGCACCUUGAGCCAGCAGGCAAGACUAUAUAGUUAAUUUUAUCCAUUGUCUUACAUGUGUAAGAGUCACAACUGGACCCUAUAGUUCAGUUGGUUAGAGCACUGCACCGGAAUCGUAGCCCGGAGGUUCGAUUCCUGCCAGAGGGUCUAUGGUUGCAUUUUCCCCCACUGGUUCUGGUUAGGUCUAAAAUUGUAUAUGUAUAAUCUUCAAUUCGAAAUUUCCAUCUACAAAAAUCCUUCAUUUAUCAGUUCUAAACUGUUCUCUCUAGAGGUCCAGGAAGACUCAUCCCUUACUGGUGCAGUGUUACUAAAGGAGGAAAUCUAAACUAAGCUAAACUAUAAACUAACCUAAACUAAACUAAACUAAACUAAACAAGAGUAAAUACUACAUACUGAAUAACUGAAAAACUACUACCAAAUUGUACAACAUCUGCAAUAUCAAAUUUUAUAUAAAUUAAUAAUAAUACACUUUUGUGAUCAUAACAUUUUAUUUACUGUAGCACUAUAUGUAAAUACUUUAUCAUAUUGCACCUCACUUGAAGCACUGUCACCUAGUUUUGUUUGUAAAUAGGAUCCUUAUUUUGUAAUUUAAAAUGUAACUAGGGGUCUUAAUCAAAAGCCUUUUGAUGGUUUCUAGUAGGCCCCUAGCCCUAAACAUGUAAAUAUAAUAAUCAAAAUUUUUGUAAUCAAAUUGGGCGAAUUAAAAAAAAAAACAACAACAAAAACCAACUUUAUUUAUACUGGAUAGCUUUAUCAGUUCUAAACUGUUCGUUCUAUAGAUUCAGUAAGGGCCAUCUCUUGUUGAUUCAGUGUUACUACACGAGGAAAACUAACUAACCUAACUUUAUUUUUACUGGAUAGCUUUGUGUUAGUUGAUAAGUUCGACUCUUAGACUAGUUGAGGUAAAGUUAGUAUAAAAUUUGUUCUCUUCUAUUCUUUAGCUGUUUGAGAUACCAGUGAUCAAAAUCAAAGUGGACAAAACCACGCAGUCUUUAACGAGUUUUGGGCAUUUAAGUGAAAAGGGUUUGAGCUUGUUGGUCCAACAGUGUCUUGGCUUGCCUCUGGAUAAGACGUAUCAGUUAUCAGACUGGGAACAGCGACCGUUGCUAACGAAACAGGUGGAAUAUGCAGGUAUGUGACCAGGACAAGAAUUAUAUCGUAACUUUCAGGACGUUCAGAAUUCAAACUCGAAAUUUCCAUCUCCGAAACUCUUCGACUGUAUUUGAACUAUGUUUGUUUGCCUUUCACAAGCUCUGGAUGCUCGAUGUCUUAUCGAUGUGUUUGAGGUGUUGAAGAAAUGGAUGAUUGAAGGAAACAUUGUGGUUGAUUUGAACGAAUGCAGCCCAAGACUUCCGUGGUUGUUUCCAAAGCGAAGCAGGUGAAGUAUACCUUUUCUUUUAACUUGAUAUGAGAGGUGUUGGUAGCAUAUUGGCGAGCUCUCUCUAUAUAUAUAUCUGGAGUACGAAUUUCAGUCAUUGGGCCUAUGAAAAAAGUGAAGCCAAGACGGCGACUAUUGACAUCCAACAGCCAUGAAGGUUGCAAACAGUUUUAAUACCACCUUCCCCAGCUAAUUAGCCAUUCCGAAGUUGAUGAGUGGACUGAGAAUGAGUAUUAAAAAGUGCCCAAAUUAAGAAAUGAACCAAAUCACUAAAAAGACCACCUCAAAAUUAGUAAGUAUACAAAGUUUGAAGACGUUUACAUGAAUACCCUUCGAAUAAUAAGCUUUCGAAAAUCGUGAUAUUUACUAUGAAAUGUAUUGUAAUUUUGUUUUUGGGACGCGCGUCCCAAAAAAUAAUCUUUUAGUCAGUAAUUUCAGAAUUUUCGAAAGCUUAUUAAUUCGAAGGGUAUUCAUGUAAACGUCUUCAAACUUUGUAUACUUACUAAUUUUGAGGUGGUCGUUUUAGUGAUUUGGUUCAUUUCUUAAUUUGGGCACUUUUUAACACUCGUCCCCAGUCCUCUCAUCAACUUCGGAAUCAAGUUAUCAGUUCAAAAAACCGUAGUAUAUUAUUCUUCAAAUCGAAGUCAAAAUAAGAUCUCCCGUAGGAACACUGGACCAACAUCACUGAACCUCGAGGAAACAUCUUUUUCACUUGCAGAAGAAGACAAGGGAAGCCUAUCAAACAGCCAAAGCCUGGAACUUCUACCGUUGAGUUGG
Molecule: messenger RNA, 10665 nt
Organism: Paramuricea clavata
Lineage: Eukaryota; Metazoa; Cnidaria; Anthozoa; Malacalcyonacea; Plexauridae
Source: the annotation of a GenBank genome assembly